Messenger RNA from Haliotis rufescens (red abalone), 6265 nucleotides. Its product is annotated as sodium-dependent proline transporter-like. The transcript is spliced from 18 exons. Gene Ontology annotation, biological process: sodium ion transmembrane transport. The record is from RefSeq and is a predicted model, not a curated record. Lineage: Eukaryota; Metazoa; Mollusca; Gastropoda; Lepetellida; Haliotidae. The coding region runs from base 523 to 2367 and encodes 614 amino acids. Gene Ontology annotation, cellular component: membrane.
AGUACAGGAGGUCACUUCCGGGUUUUGAUUUGUUGUGUUCUGGGGAGAGUGUUGCAUGUGGCAUUUGACACCCCUUCAUGCACCACACAACUGACAGAUAGUCGCUUUUACUCGGAGUGCAUAACAUCAGAAUGUAACUGCACAUUUCACUGCCAACUGUACCAUGAAACGUGUUGUUCAAACUACCAGGAACGUCUUUGUCUGAAGGGUCUCUAGGCUUACUUGUUUAUCUACAUUUCCGAGGAACUAAUAGCAGGAUAUGCUGUCACUGUUGACGUGGGGAUAGCCUAGUGGAUUUUAUCACAGAGAUCUCAAAGAGACUGGCGUUAUCGUACGGGUCAGCAGAUUGGACCUGUCAAGGAUGGUGAUAUAAGUAUCAGCUGAAGUCUGAGAGGAAAACAGAUCUCAACCAUGGUUCAUUCAUGACACUAACAGUGCAGUUUAAAUCGUGGGUGGAGUCAUUACGAACACUGUGAUUGGAUACUGUAAGUGAUUGACAGCUAAGGCCAACAAAUCAGCAUCAUGGGAGAGAUAGCCCCCUGGAAUCCCAUGCAGUUCAUCUUCAUAUCGUUUUUCACAUGCUACCUGUCAUUCAUGAGGCCCCCAGAAGGGGGGAUGUCGGUGAUUGCGCUGUACCUGCUGACGUUCUUCAUCUGCACCCCCGCCCUGUACAUCCAGCUGAAGCUGGGCGGUUACCUGCAAAAGGGCAUUGUGGGUAUCUUCUCCAUGUUCUUCCCAAUCUGGAAAGGUGUGGGUGUGGUGGCUGUGAUAGAUCUGCUGUUGAGACUCACCAACCUCGCCCCCAUUGUUGCCCAGUUUGGCACCUAUGCCUUCAUCGCCAUCUCGGAGCAGCCAUACGUGUGGGGCAACUGUAAGACAAUAAUCGACCAACCUUUCUGCUAUGAUGGCCAUUCAGAGGUGAAAAUUUUAAACAACAUGAAAUCCUACCACAGAGCGGAGGAGUUGUUUUACAAACACGAGUUUCUUCAGAUUUCCACUGGCGUGGAUUCCAUGGAUGGCUUUCCUCAGUGGAAGUUCACAGAGAUUGCACGGAAGGCGGAGGUCUCUCUAAUGCCAGUGACUCUGGCUAUCGUGUGGGUCAUCAUCUUCCUCCUCGUUGGCUUUGGAGGACGCUUCUGUGGAUGGGUGUUGUUCGUGAUGGGGCCAGCUGCUCUGUCCUGUCUGCUUGCUGUCCUGGGCUAUGGCUACACCCAUCUUGACCGCUCCGCUGCCCUCGCCUACCUCAAGCAGGUGUAUGCCUACAACUCAGAAUACAGUGCUUUACGUAGCUGGCACCAGUCCCUUCUCGUGGUGAUGAACUCGCUGCCCGUGUGGACGGUCAUUGCUGCCACCAUGGGCAAGAUGUGUGGCAAGGGGAGGUCAAUACGAAACAUCACUUGGGUUCUCAUGAUCGGGGUCUACGCACUCUUCAGCCAGCUCCCUCCAAUUGCCAUGGCACCAUAUCUGGGUGACAUGAUCUUCAAACAGCAGAGUCCUGGCAUGCAGAAGGAGGUUGGGCCAGGGCUGGUGCUGUGGCAGAUGCCGGCAGCCUUCACAGCUCUCAACAUUCCACCCAUAUACGCUUUCCUCUUCCUUCUCUCCGCAUUCCUCUUUGGUCUCAUGUUCUUGGUGGUGGGCUCCUUGACCAUAGUGGACAACAUCAUGGACAGUCUGGAGGAGUGGAUAGACAAGAAGUGCUGCAGCAAGAUCGUCAUCCACCUGCUCAUGACCUUUGUCAUCAUGUGUGUUGCUAAAGGCAUGGGGAUCCUACAGACAACCAAGGCAGGAAUGUACUACUUCAUCCUCAUUGACCAGUCCAUCUCCAAGCUUCAGUUUAUCCUUGUCAUACUGCUGGCAUUCGGCUUGCUGGUUGUGUACAUUAAGCAGAACUUUGCCCUGGCCGAGAGGAUAAUCAUGGGUCUGUGGUUCAUUGUCUCUGCAGUCUUCACAGCGGGAAUGUGGUUCACGCUGUUCCUGAAGACGAGGGACCGUGACCUGAUCUACGAGGAAGACAACUACACGUUCCCCGAGCCCUGGAAAAUUGUGAGCUGGUGCAUCGCUGUCCUUCCCUACAUCGGCAUCCUGCUGGGGGCGCUGCACACACUGUUCACCACACAUGGACCCGGGUUCUUCACUAAGUGUUGCUGUGGCGUCACAGAGCGGGUGCGUGAACAUGAGGAUACUGAACAUGAGGAGACCCUGAUGGCGUAUCACCCCCCGCCCCCCGAGCCCACUGCGCCCCCCUAUAUGCAGACAUACAUGGAACACAGCUACCCCAUGGAUGACCUGGGUUAUAACCCCAAGUACGACUAUGACCCCCCAGAGACGGAGCCAUUGACAGCUUCCAAUCACUGUACACGCAUCUGAUACUGCAUCAACAGCUGGCCUGGGCACACACGUCUGGCUGCCUGUGUCACAGGUCAUCAUCACACUGAUGCGACUGUUCCUCACAAGUCUCCCGAAUCUCUAAAUGCUUAUGUUGACAGUAUGUGUUACUUCAUGUCACCGGUUAUAUCACAGUGUGUUGUUGCCAGCCGUCAGGAUCGUGGGUACAUUGAGCAGAGGGAUCUGAUGCAGCUGGUUAAUGAUGUGCAGGGGGAGACAACUCAGUUCCAUGUGUUCAAGAAUGUGUUCUGUCCCGGGUGCACUGUACAACACUGUGGUGAUAGAGACACCACAUCGCCAACAUGGCUGGUGACGAAUAGUUGUUUUGAUUCCACUUUUCAUCAAUUGUAUGAGAAACAUGUUUAAUGUGGAAGUGAAACUUCACACAAGGACAGGACCUACUUUCUACUUUUGGCUACAAAGACAGCAGUGUCUCUUAUUUCUUAUUUAAGUCCUCGAGAUUCCAUCGCUCUCAAUGUGAAUAUGUCAUCAACAUCCAACUCCAGAAGCAAUGGCCGACCUGUGCCGACCUGUGCCAACAUGCUUGUGAUGUGUGAGGUUGUUGUCAUCAGCAUCAUGUGACAAUGGGAGCUGCCUGCCUGGUCACACUCAGACACUCAGCAGAUGCUGUCAAUUCACCUUUUUGAUAUUACAUGCAAUUCUUUUACAAAAACCUCCUCAUGCUAUUUUGUCCAUCUGUCUCAGUACUUACUGUUGUGUGUUCGUGAUCAACACUGAUUCUACCUGGGCCUUUAAGACAAGUUGUACCAUAGAACUAUUUAAAAUUUUUACUAUAGAACUAUUUAAUUUUGUACUAGAGAACUAUUUAAGGUUCUACUAUAGAACUAUUUAAGGUUCUACUAUAGAACUAUUUAAGGUUCUACUAUAGAACUAUUUAAAGUUCUACUAUAGAACUAUUUAAGGUUCUACUAUAGAACUAUUUAAGGUUCUACUAUAGAACUUUGUGUUUCGUGUCUAGAUUCCCUUUCACAUUGAUACCACAGACUUCACAAUCAUACACAGAUGUGUGUAUCACAUACCACUGUACGGAAGAACAUCUACAGGGGGCGGAAGUGUUUGUUUUGUUAAGGACUGGCUAAUUUCUUGCCCCAUGGUCUGAUUAUUAUUUUGGGAAGGAACUAUGCUGGCCAUUGGUGAGUCAGGUACACCCCCACUCACUCACUCACUCACCCACUCACUCACUUACUCACUCACUCACUCACUCACACUGGCAGCAUUACAUUUGUACUAAAUACUUAUACACUUAAUAUUUCUGUUUUUGAUAAGCUAUUUGUGACCAUAUUUACUAGGGGUGAAACAAUACAGCAAGGUCAUGAUACAAAACGUAUCACGAUACAUAGGUAACAAUAUGAUACAUAUCGUGAUACACAUAUUUACGUCAAAUUGCAUGGAAACUUCUCGACUAUAAAUAUUUCUGAGCAUGUUCUUAAUUAUAUGGAAAAGCUAGCUGAAGACACAUGUUCGUAGCUGCUAUUUUUAGCAGUGGACUUGGAAUGCUAAUUACAACACAUUUUGCGAUAUUUGACGAACAAAAUCGCUGGGGGUCUUUGAACGAGUAGUUAAUAAUAUAUUUUAGCAAGUGUAUAGACUUGUAUCAGUACAGAAGAAAACGUGUCAUGUAUUGUAUUAUUGCAUGAAAACUUAUGAUGCAUGGUGCACUGAUGUAUUGUUUCACCCCUAAUAUUAACAAGCAAAGUGAAGUAGUUUGAGGGAAUGUGGCAGUGGAGCUGGAGCUGCAGGGGUCAGUAUGAGAAGUCUUCGGGAGUCUUGAUGCAUGGCUGUGUUUUCAUGAGCACAAUUUAAGAGAGUCAUGCAACAUUUUCAAGUAAAGGUGGUUUUGUUUUCGCCCUUAACCGUUUAGAAAUGCAAGUCACAUUAAAUAACAUUCUAUCAAUUAAAACACAUGGUAAAGAUACUGUAAAUUAUUUCUUUUACCAUGGCAACAGUCUCCUGGAUAUUUUGUAAGGAACUAGAACAGACUGUUACAGAUAUGUUGCAAUAAAUAUAACUCAUGUUUUGAAUGGUGUGUCGACCUGCCUGCAGCAGUUGAUGGUGACCUCUCAGUGGAUGACCACCAGGUUACAUGCAAACAUGACACAAGAGGCUGACCUCUCAGUGGAUGACCACCAGGUUACAUGCCAACAUGACACAAGAGGCUGACCUCUCAGUGGAUGACCACCAGGUUACAUGCCAACAUGACAGGAGGCUGACCUCUCAGUGGAUGACCACCAGGUUACAUGCCAACAUGACACAAGAGGCUGACCUCUCAGUGGAUGACCACCAGGUUACAUGCCAACAUGACACAAGAGGCUGACCUCUCAGUGGAUGACCACCAGGUUACAUGCCAACAUGACACAAGAGGCUGACCUCUCAGUGGAUGACCACCAGGUUACAUGCCAACAUGACACAAGAGGCUGACCUCUCAGUGGAUGACCACCAGGUUACAUGCCAACAUGACACAAGAGGCUGACCUCUCAGUGGAUGACCACCAGGUUACAUGCCAACAUGACACAAGAGGCUCACCUCUCAGUGGAUGACCACCAGGUUACAUGCCAACAUGACACAAGAGGCUGACCUCUCAGUGGAUGACCACCAGGUUACAUGCCAACAUGACACAAGAGGCUGACCUCUCAUUGGAUGACCACCAGGUUACAUGCCAACAUGACACAAGAGGCUGACCUCUCAGUGGAUGACCACCAGGUUACAUGCCAACAUGACACAAGAGGCUGACCUCUCAGUGGAUGACCACCAGGUUACAUGCCAACAUGACAGGAGGCUGACCUCUCAGUGGAUGACCACCAGGUUACAUGCCAACCAUGACACAAGAGGCCGACCUCUCACUGGAUGACCACCAGGUUACAUGCCAACAUGACACAGGAGGCUGACCUCUCAGUGGAUGACCACCAGGUUACAUGCCAACAUGACACAAGAGGCUGACCUCUCAGUGGAUGACCACCAGGUUACAUGCCAACAUGACACAAGAGGCUGACCUCUCAGUGGAUGACCACCAGGUUACAUGCCAACAUGACACAAGAGGCUGACCUCUCAGUGGAUGACCACCAGGUUACAUGCCAACAUGACACAAGAGGCUGACCUCUCAGUGGAUGACCACCAGGUUACAUGCCAACAUGACACAAGAGGCUGACCUCUCAGUGGAUGACCACCAGGUUACAUGCCAACAUGACACAAGAGGCUGACCUCUCAGUGGAUGACCACCAGGUUACAUGCCAACAUGACACAAGAGGCUGACCUCUCAGUGGAUGACCACCAGGUUACAUGCCAACAUGACAGGAGGCUGACCUCUCAGUGGAUGACCACCAGGUUACAUGCCAACAUGACACAAGAGGCUGACCUCUCAGUGGAUGACCACCAGGUUACAUGCCAACAUGACACAAGAGGCUGACCUCUCAUUGGAUGACCACCAGGUUACAUGCCAACAUGACAGGAGGCUGACCUCUCAUUGGAUGACCACCAGGUUACAUGCCAACCAUGACACAAGAGGCUGACCUCUCAUUGGAUGACCACCAGGUUACAUGCCAACAUGACACAGGAGGCUGACCUCUCAUUGGAUGACCACCAGGUUACAUGCCAACAUGACACAAGAGGCUGACCUCUCAGUGGAUGACCACCAGGUUACAUGCCAACAUGACACAAGAGGCUGACCUCUCAGUGGAUGACCACCAGGUUACACGCCAUCAUGACACAAGAGGCUGACCUCUCAGUGGAUGACCACCAGGUUACAUGCCAACAUGACACAAGAGGCUGACCUCUCAGUGGAUGACCACCAGGUUACACGCCAUCAUGACACAAGAGGCUGACCUCUCAGUGGAUGACCACCAGGUUACACGCCAUCAUGACA